This is a messenger RNA of Saccostrea echinata, 4184 nucleotides long. RefSeq lists its product as uncharacterized. The coding region runs from base 37 to 3360 and encodes 1107 amino acids. Lineage: Eukaryota; Metazoa; Mollusca; Bivalvia; Ostreida; Ostreidae. The record is from RefSeq and is a predicted model, not a curated record. Gene Ontology annotation, molecular function: lipid binding. The transcript has 29 exons.
CAUUUAGUUAUUGUUAAUGUUUAUGUAUUUGCUAAAAUGGCAAAAAUUCCCCAAAGUCGGAAAGACUUCUUAAAAGAGGCAGAGAAAAGUGGAAAUGCAGAUACAAUUUCACAGUUGAUGGGGUUGUAUUUCGUUGUUGUUCUAGCCAUUUCAACAUCAUGGGUUUUAGGGACUUUACAGAUGGCAUUUUACUGGACAUUUCUUCUCUUUGGGGUAAUUUUUGUUGUGUGGAGAACUAAAUUAAGGCAGAUAUUGAGAAAUAAGAUAUUUGCAGUGGAAUGUCUUAUUCACAGAAAAAGGGCAUUGCGUCAAGAUGAAUCGAGUGAGUGGCUGAACUUCAUUUUAAAUAGAUGGUGGGUUUUUGCAUCCAGUAGUAUCCAGGACAUUGUAAAGAAACACAUCAAUGAUCGCUUGGUGUCCAUCAAGCCAGGAUUCAUUUCUCAAUUACAUCUAUCUGCAUUCACAUUUGGGGAAACCACUCCUACAGUCCAACAUAUAAAGGCUUUCGAGCUGACCGAUGGACCCCCCUUUGGUCGUCGACCCAUUGCAUGGAGUUCUAUUUGGAGCCCACCCCCGGGGCUUGAGAACAUGUCCUCCUAUCAGGUAGUACUGGAGCUGGACCUACAAUCCCAUCUAGAGGAUUUUCUUAUGAUGUUUGUGGCCAAAGUGGGCAGUGGGAGGGCUGGACUGAACUUUGAUGUUGCUGUGGAGGGGCUGUCAAUAAAUGGAAAUCUACAGCUUAUAUGUAACAUGUCUAUGGACGUACCAUUUCCUCAUGUUUCGAAAGUCACUGCAUCCUUCAGAGAAAAGCCAGAUGUCUGGUUUAAUGUUAAGGUUUUGAAGUCAUUACAAAUUAUGGAGGUUCCAUUACUGAAAUCCUGGAUUCAGGCAAACAUUGAUGAUGGGAUUACUAAAGCUUUGGUUGAUCCUGGUAAAAUUGAUAUUCCCAUUGUGAAAUAUGCAGGGCCUUUAAGACAAAAAACACAACCAAAUUCACAGUCCAAAAAGCUAGCACAAGGAGUUCUGACUAUUUCACUUAAAGGAGAUGCUUUUCAAAGUGAAGACAAGAGUGCGGUCCUGUACACAAUGUUGAGAAUUGGAGACCUGAAGAGACAGACAGCUGAUCACCUGUGUACAGAUGACUGGACAGACACCAGCUCUUUCUUUGUCUACAAUAUCAGUAAAGACUCUUUGGUGGUAAAGAACAAGUGCCGUCGACUGCUAUCUAAUGUGACGUUGGACAGACAUGACCUGGAGUUGUCAUCAUUCCCUCUAGAAGUCAAACCAGUAGCUACAACCACCCUGGAGAAUAAGAAUGGGAGUAAGCUGGAGGUAAAGAUGAGGUACACUGAGCUCCCCCCGAUCUGUCUGGAUCCAGGAGUGGACACAGAUCCAGUUGAUAAUCCAGAAGUGGCUGGUGUGAUGUACAUCUGUGUACACAGUGCUACCAAAGUAAUGGCCUCAGAUUAUGGAGGGUUUUCUGAUCCCUACUGUGUGGUCUUCUCAGAUAGGAGGAGGGUUUUGACAACUCCAUACAUCCUGAAAACCGUCAAUCCAACAUGGGAGUCCUCAGUAGAGUUCUUUGUUCAGGAUUUUACCAAGACACCUUUAUCUUUCUAUGUGUAUGAUUGGGAUGGAUCCAAUAUCAUUGAUGAUGACUUUCUAGGAUCAGCACAUUUUGCUUUCAAAGAGGACCAGCAUGCAGUGAUCAAGGAGAACUUAGUGUUGGGACACCAAGAUCCCACUAAGGGUAUUGUACAAAGUGCAGAGUAUGGAUAUUUGACAGUUUCCAUCGUAUUUAGACCAGUAUCAUCUGUCAGAAAGUCAGAAAAGUUCAGAGUUGCCAGUACCAGUGGCACAAACUAUUUGUACCAGGAGGAUCGUGUGUCCCCCUCAUCAGUGUCGGCAACUCGCCUCUCUGUGAGUGAACUCACUAGUGAGAAUGUUCAGGGGGGUGGACCUGACAGUGACACAGUUCUUAAUUCAGCAUCUAUGGCAGGAGGCAUGAUCGAGGAUAAGACAUUUGUAGAUUUAACAGUCUUGCAAGCCAAAGAUCUAAUGCCUGCUGACCGUAAUGGACUGAGUGAUCCUUACUGUAGUGUUUUGAUGGGGAGUAAGAAGGUGUUCAAAACUUCAGUGAAGAAAAACACACUUUUCCCAAAAUGGAAUGAGAGUACUUCCUUCCAAGUGCUUGAAGACAACCACUUACUGGAGAUUUUUGUAUAUGACAAGGACAUGAUUUCAAAAGAUUUUCUUGGCAAAGUCAUCUUAACAAUUGAUAAACUAAAAGAAAUUUCUCAUAAGGGUACAGCUGAAUGGAUUCCUUUACAGAGGACAAAGUCUGGACAAAUUCAGAUCAAAUGUACUGUGACAUGUACAAGCUCCCUGGAACCAGUCAAGAAGUCACGUUCUUUGAGGCGGAGCGGUUAUCAGAACUCUGCAAAGAAUAACAAUGAUGUCUUCUUACCAGUUGUGGACACAGUACAUGAAUCUGAUAAAGGGGAGUUAUCCUCAGGGCAGGAUUCAAUGAGUCCGCUACCCCCAGACAGUGUGAAUGGAAGCUCUCCCAAAUCCUCAGAGGGACAUAUUUCCCCAACAAGAGAGGAAAAAUCUUUCAGUCCCACUGACAUACAGAUUAUUCCAGAAAAAGUGCAACCAGUGACCUUUACCCCUUCAGCUAACCAGCUUACUGUGAACCCUGAAGUUAGGUUAAGGAGGUCAGCCUCAGAUGUCAAUGUUAGCAAGAAGACAGAAAAACAGACAAAAAGCUUCUCAGGGAUGCCAACGUCUUCAACUCUAAAACAUACAGACUCAAGCAACUCCAUAUCAGCAUUGAAUCAUGGUGAUACCAUCUCUAUAGUGACAACUGAAGCUACCCCAGAGAAUCGUAAGAAAAAUUCCACUGUGCCAGGUCAUGAGAAGCUUUACAAUGUGUCUGGGAAGAUUCUUGAGGUCAGUGGACUGAAACAGAGUUCAGGGAAUAUUUACAUCAAGGUCCGUCUGGAACACUCGGGAAGCAGACUGAGAUUUAUUCACCAUGGGCGUGUGAUUGCCAAGUCCUAUCUGUUCCCUGUCAGUGCCUCUGCUCUCAAUCAGCCAUUUGAGGUGGACCGUGGUGCAGGUGUCAGUGUGAACACACACCUUAUCUUUGACAUCAAGAGUGAAAACAAAGACCAUCUGGCUCAGAAAUCCUUUAGUUUAAAGGAGUUGUUCUCAGAUUAUGUGGAAGGAGGGAUGGAGAAAUGGCUGCAGCUUUCAGACAAGGCAGAAAUAAAGGUGUUUCUGACUCAGGGAAAGCCAAAUCCCCGUCUUGUGAAGAAACACAGCGGAAUAGGGAAAUCCUUGUCCUUCAGAAAAUGAAAAUACAAUAAAACUUCUCAAAGGACAGUAUGUGUGUUCUAAUUAGUAAUUGUAAUCCAAUUAGAUUAGAUUUUUUCCCCCUUUUUUAAGAUUUACUUUCAAUUGACAUAUAAUUUAGACGUGGGACACAAAGGUGUUUUUAUUGUGCAAUUUAUGAAAUCAUAUUCUUUAUAAUUCCUGUAAGCGUUUAUUCCUGGUACAUGUGUAAAAUUAUAAUAUACAAGCACAGUAUAUGGUGUUUGCUGCCAUAUUCAAAUUUUCCAGAAAAAAUGACUCUCCUUGUUAUUUGUUUACCUCAUUGGACAUUUUUGAAAUCAUGUGUAUGUUCCUAGUGCUGUAUGAUGUACAACUAAUAUAUACAUGUACUGUGUAUAAAAUAGUGAAGGAGAAGAAUGUUAUGUCUAUCUUUGUUUUAGUCAGUUGUGCAUAUUUGAUCAAUUUUGUAAAAAAGACUAUUUAUAUUUUAUACACAGAUCUGUGAUUAAUAGAUUUAGUGUGCUACAACAUGUGUCACAUCAAAUGUAAGAGUGUUGGGAGCAGAUGCAUUUUCUAAAUCAGCCAGGUGCCAUUCUAAUUCAUUUUUACUAUAUUGUUUGCUGAAUUUACACUGUGAUUCAAAGAAAACAGUUGCUAUUCCUUAUCUGUGAUAAAAUAUAUGACAGUAAUGAAUUACUGUAGAAUAAUAAUUCAAUUUAUUACAUUUUCAACAGUGAAAUACUGUGAUUUAUUCAUUGAAUAAAAGUGAUAUUCUCUCACAGUGUGAAAGGAUACCAAAGUGAUAUUCUCUCACAGUGUGAAAGGAUAUCAAAGUAAGUAAAAUAUAA